Syngnathoides biaculeatus (alligator pipefish) is the source of this 1545-nucleotide messenger RNA. Its product is annotated as tubulin beta-1 chain. The transcript has 4 exons. Gene Ontology annotation, biological process: mitotic cell cycle; microtubule cytoskeleton organization. The record is from RefSeq and is a predicted model, not a curated record. Gene Ontology annotation, molecular function: GTPase activity; GTP binding; structural constituent of cytoskeleton. Gene Ontology annotation, cellular component: cytoplasm; microtubule. NCBI's taxonomy places the organism in Eukaryota, Metazoa, Chordata, Actinopteri, Syngnathiformes, Syngnathidae. The coding region runs from base 101 to 1438 and encodes 445 amino acids.
GGGCGGGUCAAAUUCAUAUAAGUAAGGGUGUUCCGCCAUUGUGCGCGCACUUUCAGCAAGCCAAAGACUGUGAGCCUAAUCUUUAACGGCAUCUAACAAAAUGAGGGAAAUCGUGCAUCUUCAGGCUGGCCAGUGUGGAAACCAGAUUGGCGCUAAGUUCUGGGAGGUUAUCAGUGAUGAGCAUGGCAUCGACCCAACUGGCACAUACCAUGGUGACAGUGACCUGCAGCUGGACAGGAUCAAUGUCUAUUAUAAUGAAGCAUCAGGUGGAAAAUAUGUUCCCCGGGCUGUACUUGUUGACCUGGAGCCAGGCACAAUGGACUCUGUGAGGUCUGGACCUUUUGGUCAGGUCUUUAGACCAGACAACUUUGUCUUUGGCCAGAGUGGUGCUGGUAACAACUGGGCUAAGGGUCAUUACACAGAAGGUGCAGAACUGGUGGACUCUGUCUUAGAUGUGGUGAGAAAGGAGGCAGAGAGCUGCGACUGCCUCCAGGGUUUCCAGCUCACACACUCUCUGGGUGGUGGUACUGGCUCCGGAAUGGGCACUCUCCUCAUCAGCAAAAUCCGUGAAGAGUACCCAGACCGCAUCAUGAACACCUUCAGCGUGGUCCCCUCUCCAAAAGUAUCUGACACAGUGGUUGAGCCCUACAAUGCUACACUGUCUGUCCACCAGCUGGUAGAGAACACUGAUGAGACCUAUUGCAUUGACAACGAGGCGCUGUAUGAUAUCUGCUUCCGCACACUUAAGCUCACCACUCCCUCCUACGGUGACCUCAACCACCUGGUUUCUGCCACUAUGAGCGGUGUCACCACAUGCCUCAGGUUCCCCGGGCAGCUUAACGCUGACCUGCGGAAACUGGCUGUCAACAUGGUGCCCUUCCCCCGUCUGCACUUCUUCAUGCCGGGCUUCGCUCCCCUCACAAGCAGAGGCAGCCAGCAGUACAGGUCGCUUACAGUACCUGAGCUCACUCAGCAGAUGUUUGAUGCCAAAAACAUGAUGGCUGCCUGCGAUCCACGCCACGGGCGCUACUUGACCGUGGCCGCCAUCUUCCGUGGCCGCAUGUCCAUGAAGGAGGUUGAUGAACAGAUGCUCAACGUGCAGAACAAGAACAGCAGCUACUUUGUCGAAUGGAUCCCCAACAAUGUCAAGACCGCAGUGUGUGACAUUCCCCCUCGUGGCCUCAAGAUGGCUGCUACCUUCAUUGGCAACAGCACAGCCAUCCAAGAGCUAUUCAAGCGCAUCUCAGAGCAGUUUACAGCCAUGUUCAGGCGCAAAGCUUUCCUCCACUGGUACACAGGUGAGGGUAUGGAUGAGAUGGAGUUCACUGAGGCAGAGAGCAACAUGAAUGACCUGGUAUCAGAGUACCAGCAGUACCAGGAUGCUACUGCUGAGGAGGAGGGAGAAUUUGGUGAAGAGGAGGAGGAGGAAAUGGCCUAAUUUUCCUUUCUCUUCAAAGCUGAUUUCCAAUUCCUACUGUUAGUCUCCAAUUUUUUGUGUUCUGUCUGCUGUUGUCAAUAAAAUAAAGGUUCCUGUGCGUACUCAAA